Drosophila guanche is the source of this 1611-nucleotide messenger RNA. RefSeq names its product prolyl 4-hydroxylase subunit alpha-2-like. Gene Ontology annotation, cellular component: endoplasmic reticulum. Bases 16 to 1596 code for a protein of 526 amino acids. NCBI's taxonomy places the organism in Eukaryota, Metazoa, Arthropoda, Insecta, Diptera, Drosophilidae. Gene Ontology annotation, molecular function: procollagen-proline 4-dioxygenase activity; iron ion binding; protein binding. Gene Ontology annotation, biological process: peptidyl-proline hydroxylation to 4-hydroxy-L-proline. The record is from RefSeq and is a predicted model, not a curated record. The transcript has 7 exons.
CAUGCUCGCAUCAGCAUGUUGUCUUUUCUGAGCCUCCUGAUUCUCGCCCUUACAGUUGUUCAGAGUCAGCCCGACACGAACUCUCCUCCAUCUAAAGAGUUUAUAGCCUCAAAGGCGCAUCGAAUGGAACUGUUGCUGCUGGACAGGGAGCUGAACUCAAACCUCGAGGAAUAUAUUGAGGAGUUGCAGAGCAAAAUCGAAGUGUUGCAGCGAUUUGCAGAGAUGUUUCGGACACCACUCGAGGAGGCAAAGGGCAGGGAGGAGGAGUACCUAUCGAAUCCGCUGCACAGUUUCCGACUCAUUCGCCACAUGCACGAGGACUGGCGGCAUGUAGAGAAGUUUAUGAGGCAACCUGUGGGGAAAAAUCAAAUUAAAUUUAUCAAAGGAAAGGCAAAGGAAUUUCCAUUAAAAGAGGAUGCUGAGGAGGCCACGGAGGCCUUUUAUCGGAUAAUUCGCACCUAUGAUGUGCGGGGAGAGGAUCUCGUCCAUGGGCUAAUCGAUGGCGUGCGGUACAAUGGCAGCAUUUCAGCCAUCGACUUCUACUCUCUUGGAGCGUUGCACUUCCAGUGGGGUGAAUACGACAAGGCCGCACAGUUUCUAUCCUUCUGCUUGGAUCUGGUAGAACCCGAGUACCAUUCGAUGUACAACGUGUUGGGAUUUGCCUCGAGCGAAGUAUUCCUGCUACUGGCCCGCUGCUUCAUGGAGAUGGAUCAGGAGGAGUACGCUCGACGCACACUGAUGUCCCACCCCGAUCUGGCGGAGCAUUCGGAGCCUCUACUUAGCCUCUUCACAAAUAAGAAACACGCAAAACUCUCGGAGGAUUUGCAGCGCGCUCUACCCGAGGAAUUCAAUCAGAUCUGCCGCUCCUCCCAUCAGAAUAAACCCUCCCGCCUGCACUGUCGCUACAAUGCCACAAGCUCUCCCUUCCUGCGACUGGCGCCCCUGCGGAUGGAGGAGCUGUCGCUGGAUCCUUACAUCGUGGUCUACCACAAUGUCCUCUCCGAUGCGGAAAUAGCGGAAAUUAAACGCAUUGGAGAGCCGCUACUGAUCCGCGCUGGUUUGGGCAAGAAGAACACGAAUCAGAAUUACAAAGUGCGCACCGCACUGGGCGCUUGGAUGCCCGACGAUAAAAUGGACGCUUCCGGCUGGCCAGUGCUACAUCGUAUCUUCAGGCGCAUACGCGACAUGACCGGACUGAUCAUGAACAGUCAUCAGUUCUUGCAGCUGAUAAAAUACGGUUUCGGUGGCCACUACGAUCGCCAUUUUGACUUCAUUAAUGGCUCCUUUCCGAUCACCCAGGGUGACCGCAUGGCCACUGUCCUCUUCUAUCUCAGCGAUGCGCGGCACGGCGGCUCCACCAUCUUUACCCAUCUAAAGCUGAAGGUUCCAGCGGAGCGUGGCAAAGUCCUCUUCUGGUACAACAUGCGUGGGGAGACGCACGAUUUGGACACUCGAACCAUUCAUGGUGCUUGCCCCGUCAUCGAUGGCACCAAAACGGUCCUGUCCUGCUGGAUACACGAGUUUGAUCAAAUGUUCAUACAGCCCACCUAUCGCCCAGGUGGGAGAGUAUUUCCAUAUUCACCCACAGAAGGCUAGAAAGAGAGUGCAAUU